GACGAACUCCAAAGAAGAGUUGGUCGUGGUAUCAUCUCCUCCUUGCACCUCCGGCGGAGACGGAUACAUUGGAUCCAAACCAAACGCCGAACAGACCUUAUGAUGCUCGAGACAAUCUGUCUCUGUCAUCUACACAUUUGCUUUCAACCGCUCUCCUUUUUCUCGUCCGGCGCGCCUCAGACUCAUCCAACGCUUACUACUCACUUCUUAUAGAGCUUGCUUUUCUCUACCCCCCCCUCAGAGAGAGAGAGAGUCAGAUAGAUAGAGAGAGAGAGAGAGAGAGAGAGAGAGAGAGAGAGAGAGAGAGUUUUGCUUCUUGGGGCGGAGGAGAUGGCGGUUUGCGAGGACAAGGAACAGGACCCGCGUAUUCGACGCAUAGCCUCGUCCAUCCGCGUGGUGCCGGACUUCCCCAAGAAAGGGAUCAUGUUUCAAGACAUCACGACACUGCUGCUGGAUCCGAGGGCGUUCAAGGACACGGCGGACUUGUUCGUGGAGCGGUACACGGGGAAGGGCAUCUCCGUCGUCGCCGGAGUCGAGGCUCGAGGCUUCAUAUUUGGUCCUCCUAUUGCAUUGGCAAUUGGUGCAAAGUUUAUUCCACUAAGAAAACCAAGAAAAUUGCCAGGUGAAGUUAUUUCAGAGAACUAUGUACUGGAGUAUGGAACCGAUUGCCUCCAAAUGCAUGUUGGCGCAGUCCAACCUGGUGAACGUGCUCUGGUAGUUGAUGAUCUGAUUGCAACUGGCGGAACUCUUUGUGCUGCCAUUAGUUUACUUGAGCGUGCCGGAGCUGAAGUCGUCGAAUGUGCAUGUGUAAUUGAACUUCCAGAACUCAAGGGCCGCGAGAAGUUAAAUGGUAAACCAUUAUACAUACUCAUGGAGUCCCACUGAUGUUACCAUUCUCUUGCUGAUGGGAGUUCUCGAUACUGUUUAUUGGAUGAUUUCAUUCCAAUUCUCAUAGAUGAAGCUGAACUCCUCCUUUGUGUAGAAGUACAAUUUUAUUGGUUUACUGUGAUCUGCUCUCUUAUAUCACUUCUAGUUUAGAAUUCUCAGUUCAUGCAAUUGAGACAUUUGCUAUUACAGAAUGUUGCAAUGCAAUCA
Messenger RNA from Musa acuminata AAA Group (dessert banana), 1095 nucleotides. Its product is annotated as adenine phosphoribosyltransferase 3-like. The coding region runs from base 331 to 885 and encodes 184 amino acids. The transcript is spliced from 6 exons. The record is from RefSeq and is a predicted model, not a curated record. Gene Ontology annotation, biological process: adenine salvage. Lineage: Eukaryota; Viridiplantae; Streptophyta; Magnoliopsida; Zingiberales; Musaceae. Gene Ontology annotation, cellular component: cytoplasm; cytosol. Gene Ontology annotation, molecular function: adenine phosphoribosyltransferase activity.